Messenger RNA from Enhydra lutris kenyoni (northern sea otter), 758 nucleotides. RefSeq names its product chromosome unknown C19orf33 homolog. Bases 403 to 720 code for a protein of 105 amino acids. Gene Ontology annotation, cellular component: nucleus. The transcript has 4 exons. The record is from RefSeq and is a predicted model, not a curated record. Lineage: Eukaryota; Metazoa; Chordata; Mammalia; Carnivora; Mustelidae.
GUUAAGUACAGAGUGUUAGCGUUACAAUGGUACAGAGGGCCCUGGGAGGCGCCCUCUUACUUCUUCAAAAGCAGGCAUCUGACCCUUUGGGGAAAGCAGGUGACAGCUCCAGCCCUCUCCCCAGAUAUCUACAGUUGCCCACGCAGCACCCCCCCUCACUUGCCAAGGCUCACCAGGUGGAAAUUUAGCAAUCAACUGUCCACCCACCCCAUUUCCCACAGAAAAAAAGCUGGGUGGUGCUGGGGAGGGGCUAUGAGCCAAGGCUAAGGACUCUGACCCAGGUUGGGUGGGGCUCCUCAGAAGUCCCUGGGCAGGGAGUUCCCGCUGCUCCUCCCCUCGUCCUUCCUCCUGCAUCCGGGCACUCGCGGCUCUCCCGGCUCUCCCCACAGACCUCCUCUCACCAUGGAGUUCGACUUGGCCGCAGCCCUAGACUCCAAGAAGCCUCAGGGGACGGGCCAGGGGGGAGACCAUAAACACGGCCCCCACAAAGUUCAGGGCGCGUCAGAGACAGGGGCGGCUGAUAAACCAAGGGGCCACGGUCACCGCAGCUCCUCGGACUCCAGUAGCAGCAGCGGCAGCUCCAGCGACUCGGACAUGGAAGGAAAGCCUCACGCGGCCGCCUCGCAAGGACACGAAAGCACGCUGGCCAAGGUCAAGAAGCCCAAGGUGAAAAAGAAGAAAGAAAAGAAAGGGAAGGCGAAGAAGGAGACUUCUCACUGACCGGCCCGGUGGUCUUAUUAAAUCUUUUCUCGACUCUC